Cucurbitaria berberidis CBS 394.84 is the source of this 1056-nucleotide messenger RNA. RefSeq lists its product as uncharacterized. The transcript has a single exon. The coding region runs from base 1 to 1056 and encodes 351 amino acids. The record is from RefSeq and is a predicted model, not a curated record. NCBI's taxonomy places the organism in Eukaryota, Fungi, Ascomycota, Dothideomycetes, Pleosporales, Cucurbitariaceae.
AUGUACGGAGGAUCCCCAAACCCGCUCAAGAACAAGCCGUACCGUCGCAACAACGGCUUGGAUCUGUCGCGCCCGGCCGCAGAGAACGAUCUAGCCGGCCUGGGGAUCUCCGAGUACGGCAGCUAUUCACGAUCAAUAUCAGACGUCAGUUUUGUUCCAGUCAAUGGCCGCCACCGGCAUAACCGCUCUACCUCGAACACGUCCCAGUUCUCUACCUCGUCAGGCCUGCAACGACCGACACCGUUGUCCUCGAUACGCCAGACCCCACAGCCGUACACGCCACCUGUAUCUGCAUCAACUCCGCCCUCAGUACCAAGUAACGAGCACGAGAGCUAUGAUAUCAUGUCCGACGACGAGUUCCGCCUGCGGCAGAGCGCGUUUGACUCCACCCGCCGAUCCGACUCGCUCUCCUCAGUUCCAGGAGUAUCCCUGCGCAUCCACACCAACAACUCAUCCACUCGACUCGCCGGCAGCUACUCUCAGUCCUCAGUAUCUCUCACAUCACCUGUGGCGCAAUCACGAGCGAGGGGCGAUACACUCAAGUCUAUAGACACUACCACUUCACCUAGUUCGCGCACAUCAUUCGAUCAGACAUGUCGCUUUAUCCGUGGCGGACGAGACUCGCCUGUCGAUGCGGCCUCGAGAGCUGCCUCGAUCCGCGCCGCGCGUCUGAAGUUCGAAGAGGAUGAACGUGCCAAAGAGCGCAAGUACGAGAAGGAAACACACAAACAACUGGAACGGGAUUACCGGAAACAGCUGAGGAAAGAAGACCAUACCACACGCAAGUCUGAGACGCUCGACAGGACAGACGACUACAAGCGCUCUCGAAGUGCAUCCGACACCCAGAACGAAAAGACACCAAGGCCUUCUGUAGGUGGACGCCAGUACUCAGACCACCGCGAGGCACACUCCAACUCGCUCCCAAAGUACGUGGCCACCGUGGACCCAGAGAAGCAAAGCGGCGCGGUGCCCAAGGUGACUAAGAGCCGUGCGGGAAGAUGGCUGAGAUUCGUCACCUGGUUUAAGACGAGAUUGCUGCGCAUGUCGGGCGGGUAG